GCCGCACUGCCUGGUCUCCUCCUCCUUCGUCCUUUUGCUCGUCCGCUGUUUCAGACAUCCCGCCAGAUUCAUAACACUCCGUCCAUCCUCUUUGUUUCCUUUCUUCCCACACAAUCUCCACCUGCUCCCGCGGAACUAUCGCUCCUCAUUACUAUCGGCAACUGUAUUUUAUUUUCUCCUUUGUAAUAGCACCACACGACCGACGUCGUCUUUGUACACCCUUUAUCCGACUUCGCUGUGCCUGGUGCACAGAAGAGACCGAACACAGACGUCACCGCCGAUUAUCGAGGCCUACCUUCGCAUUUCCCGACACGGCGUCAUCUGCCAGCGCCGAGCCUAAAUAUAUAUACACUGUAAUUUAUACUCACCACCACUGCCGCACACAAUGUUUGCCACACAACACCACAUGGAUCUCAGCCUAGACACCCGCAAGCGACAACGGGAUGACCCUGACGUUGGCCCGACUUCAACCAGCUUUGCUGAGCACCGCAACAAACGAGUGCAAUGCCUCCCUCUACGAACAUCGUCCAGCCAAAUGCCCGAGCAAUGGCCGCCCGCUACCGAAACACAUGUCAAUGGCGUUCAGCCGGAUCAAUCGGUGCCUCGCUCGCAUGCUGCAACAUGGCCUGCAGACUGUAUGCAAACAUCACAAGAUUGUGGGUUAGAGACGGCGGAUGCAAUGGAAACUGCCAACUCGACGUCAUUUGAUCGCACAGAAUCGUCAUCCUACGACGCUUCGGGACGCAUGCCGACCCCUAUCCAAGCAAACUUCUCUACCAACCUGCGUGCUACGGGUCAAUACUGGGCUGAGGUGGCUGGCCGUAAUGGCCUGGUCAAUAUGGGCCAUCAGCAGACAAGCCUUACCCAAAACUCUGACGGCACAUGGCAAACCGUGCAACACAACCACACACUACCUUCACCAAUCUCGGAAAACGACAACGCAUCUCCAGAUCAGGCCCACAUGGUCAUUGAUGGUUGCCAGGCGCAUUCGACGCAAUAUCCCGAGAUGCAGCACUCCAAUGCCAUGAUGGAUGUCGAGAGGCUGCCCAUUCCGGAAGAGGUCGGCGACGUUGCUUCGCCUAGCCCUCCUCGCAAAAGCCACACGCGCAACCUUCACACUGUCAACAGUUGGACGUGGCAACCAGGAAUGAAGAAGAGCUUCAGCAUUGGCUUCCGCGCUGACUGUGACAAGUGCCGGGAUAAAGUUCCUGGCCACUUCAACCACAUUGUCAUCUCGUAGACUAUGUGUCGAAGGCUAUCCCUCAAUAUUUUGCUGCUGAUGUAGCACACGCCAUUCUUUACGCCUAAUACGCGAUUUCCUUUUCUGUCAAACAAUUAUGCAUUCUUAUAGACCGGAGCGAUGGGACUUUACACUUUGAUAUUUUUUUGAUUUUACACAGGCUUGGCUUUCUUUCUUGUACAAAUACCCAACUGCAGCCUACACACUCUUUUCUUCUACCAACGUUAAUUACUUUUCGCUAUCUUCACCCUGUGGGUGGAAGAACUACAUUUUGCACUUUUUCGACAGCUUUGAUACUUUCUGAGAAGGAUAAUACUAGGAGGCGUUUUUACUCUUUUCGUUAUAUAUACAAUGACAGGCUCACUAGAGCUAUAAUUAAAUUGAUUCGGGUUAACCUCGCAUAUGAUUGUUUUUGAUAAUGAGAGUUGUAUUGAGGUGAUUUUUAAAUGAUGUUCGCAUUGUACCACAGGUAGUAGCUCGUACUCAGUACAAUAGUUUGGCCAGGGGAUGAAAAGUAUCCCCAGAGCAUGCUUAAUGAACAAGAAAAGAACCAGAAAAAAAAAAGAAAACUCCUAGGCGCCAUCUAAAUGCUCCCACCCAAAGAACUUAUGAUACAACAUAUGUCUGCUCUCCCUCCCCCGCAGAUAAAUAUUUCAACAGCCAUUUUAGUCCUCCACACCCUUCUGCGUAUAUAUCAUGUACAAUGUUGAUCAGAUUUUCUUUCUCGAUGCCAAUUUUGCAAUCUACCAUGGCCACCAGCUCUUCUUGGCGGGCUGAGCGGCGCCAGCUGUGGCAAGGCCAAGCUGGUCAAGGCUACCGCCUCGACGCUGGUUCUCAAGCUCGCGGUCCCAUGCUUGCUGAGCGUUGUUCUGAACAGCAACACUGGCAGACUCAACAGCUGCGGGAACGCUCUUUGCAGAUCUUUCCUCCUGCUUGCUACCACCAAAGAGACCAGAGAAGAUGCCGAGGACGCCCUUGCCAGCAGCCUGGUUGACGGCAUCAGCGGAACCUUGGAAAGCCGACUGAACGUGUUCUUCGAAAUGGGUUCGGUGCUCAGCAGGUGCCAUCAGAGGAGGCAGCUUGACGCCCUUGGCCUCGGCCUCAAGGUUGGCGGCCUCAACGAGAGCAACCUGUUCGGGGGUCGCCUUGUCCUUGAGAUAGGCGAUACGGGCGACGGCGAGUUCAUCGUUUUCGAGCUUGCGCUGGGUUUCGUUCCACUCGUUGCGACGAGCGCGGUUGUAACGGAGCAUGUCCCAUACCGAGUAUAUACUGACAAUGGCGGCGACGACUAAAGAGUACGUAUGUUAGCUGACAGUUGCUUUCUGACAGACGAAAGAAAGUCUUACCAGUGAAGAGGACGAGACCACCAACAGUCCACUUAUGGGCGACGUCGAAGAAUCGUCUCGAGGCAUCGAUGAUUUUAUCCGUUUGGCUGAUCUGGGCUCGCUGCGCAGCCAAAUGCGCCAUUCUCAGGCGCUGGACGCGCUGCUCGGGGGUUUCGCCGGGAACACGGGAGGACUGCUUUGCAGCGGCAGCAGCAUUCUGGGCUGGGCUAGCCUUGGGAACUGCAGCAGAGGUAGCAGCCUUGGAGGCAGCGUGAGGAAUUGUCGAUGUAAAUCGCGUUGCGUCCUUGACGGAGCGAGGGCCGACCUUGGAAGCCAUUGUUGGAUCGGUUCGCACGGACUGCGGCGGAUGAGGAUUUUCGAAUAUUAAAAAGGGUAUAGUUUUGAAGAGGAGCGAUUAAAGAACAGUAUAAUGCAAGUAAAUGUAGUUUUGCGAUGCUGCCCUCGCAAUGAGAUGCGCC
Molecule: messenger RNA, 3044 nt
Organism: [Torrubiella] hemipterigena
Lineage: Eukaryota; Fungi; Ascomycota; Sordariomycetes; Hypocreales; Clavicipitaceae
Source: the annotation of a GenBank genome assembly